Ramularia collo-cygni is the source of this 807-nucleotide messenger RNA. RefSeq lists its product as uncharacterized. The transcript has a single exon. The record is from RefSeq and is a predicted model, not a curated record. Lineage: Eukaryota; Fungi; Ascomycota; Dothideomycetes; Mycosphaerellales; Mycosphaerellaceae. Bases 1 to 807 code for a protein of 268 amino acids.
AUGCCCGGCCACGCCCCGGCCCCGGACGAGCUGGAGCCCAAGAUGAAUGCUUCCUCUGCCCACUACAUCCCCCAGCCGCCGAAUCUGCCCUUUUCCGCCCACGACUCCAGCGACGCCAUCGCAUUGCGGGCUGCCAUAUCGACGCUGCAAUACCAAAAGCAGAAGGCACAAGGCGACCUCAAGACAUUGGAGAGCAUGAAGAAGCUCGCUUUGGAUGAUCCAGAGCUCUUCACUGCCGAGUUGAAGGCGGGGAGGCUGCAUGAAGUCCGACCCACGAUGAUGAGCAGCAUGCGGCCGUUUGUGGAGGGGGAGGAGGAUAGUGAGGAUAGUGACGAGGAUGACGACGAACACGAGAAACCGGCGGUACUGGGCGCAGAACGGGAGGAUGAAGAGGGGCUGUCGAGGGAGGGAAGAUCGCAGUCACCGAUGCUACGGACAGAAAUUCCAGAUUCUCAGCCCUCUCAAGCAGCAUCUGGGGAUGUCAAGCAACCCACCAAGUUCCCCAAGAUCCCAGGCGCACAGGAAGUGAUACGCACGCCAUACAUCAACUGGGAAAAGUAUGGUGUCGUGGGUGCACCGCUGGAUAGCAUGCACGCACAGCAACAGCGAUGGCCAGGCAGCACAAACUUCACCCACAGCAAGGGUCGAGAAUACRCGGUCGCUGCACCAUACAGCCCGUUUCUCGACGAUUUGGAGGAUCAACCCCGACGUGAUGUACAGGACGAAACACGCAGGGACUCUGGUCCUCAACCCUCGUUGACAGGAACAAUAAGUGAGMAUGUGAUGUCGACGAGGAGCAGGAAUUAA